AUGAAGACGUUAACAGUGAUUUUAGUUAUAACUGUUCUAGGGAUACAAAUAUCGGGGUACUUAAUACAAGUGCCUACUCCACCUCCAGUAUUGUUUAGAGAUCCUGUCCCCUCACAAUGGCUACACUUACAAAAGUUGAUGAUUCCUCUAUUCGAAAAUGUAUGCGAAGACAGUACCGAUCCUGUCAUACGAAAACUGGCUCAAGAUUUCACCAUAAACUCUGCAGACUACUUGGAACCAAAUGCAAUUACAACUUUGCAAAAGCUUAUGUCAGCUGGCUUAUUGCCCAAGGGAGAAAUUUUCAGUGAAUAUAAUCCUGAACAUAUGAAGCAGCUGAAAAUUGUGUACGAAGCUUUUUACUCAGCCAAGAACUUUGAUGUGUUUUAUAAAGUCGCUGCUUGGGCGAGACAAAAUGUGAACUGCGGACUUUAUGUGAAUGCUAUCUACAUGGUUAUUCAAAGUAGAAAAGAUAUGGCGAAGUUGUCCAUACCAGCGCCAUACGAAGUUUUACCAAAUUACUUUGUACGUAAAGAUGUUCUUAUCAAAGCAACUUCCAUUCUUAGUGGACAAGAAGUUACCCCAACUGAAGGACUUCGUGAUGAAGGAAAUGCAUAUUACUUAGAUGCCAAUUAUACUGGCAUAUUUUACAACAACGAGGAUGAUUCAAAGUUGGCCUACUUCCGUGAAGAUGUUGGAUUAAAUUCUUAUUACUAUUUAAGAAAACUGAGGCUCUCGCCAUGGUUUAACAGUAAUAUAAUUGAUCGAUAUGGGGAAAAUAUUUACCAAAUGAUGAAACAAUUUGGUGCGAGAUAUAAUUUGGAGAGAUACGCUAAUGGUUUUCCGGAGAUAGAUGGUAUUGACUGGAAUUCACUGCCUGAUAUUCCUUACGAUCCAGAAUUAGUAUACUCAGAUGGGAAGGAAUUCAAUCAUAGGACAAUACCGCUAGAAUUCCCAGUAAACGAUGAAAUCACUUUAUUACAAACCAUAGAAAAUAAUGUAGCAGCUGUCGUUGGUCACAUGCGCCAGAGUGGAUACAAUAAAACACAGAUAUUAAAUCAUUUAAUGGAAAUCCUAGUCACGGGAGAACGGAGUUAUGAGACAUUGGCUCGCCAGCUCCUUGGCAAAGAUCGUACCAACAACGGACACGUUUCGGUACUGGAACACUACAUGACUUCACUGCGGGAUCCAAUGUUUUGGAAGAUAAACAAGAAAAUAGUUGACCUCGUGGAUAGUGCUCUAAAACUGUUGCCCACAUACUCAAGAACCGAACUAUACUUCCCUGGAGUAGAGAUCGUAAAUAUUGACGUGAAAAAGAUGAUGACAGCGUACGAUUACUUCGAGUUCGACGUUACAGACGCACUAAAAUUAGACGAUAGUAAGUCGACGUUCAAUGUUAAAAUAGGUCAACCUAGAUUAAAUCAUAAGCCGUUUACAGUCAAACUUAACAUAUCUUCUCUUGUAUCUAAAAAGGGCUUAGUUAAAAUUUAUUUGGGACCUAAGCUAUUGCCUGGAGAGCUAGCUGCUAAAAAGAAUCUUUUUACUCUACUUGACGUAUUUGAAGUAAAUCUUAAAGUAGGAACUAAUAUAAUAUCUAGGACAUCCGAUGACAUGCAGCACUUUUCUUCAGACUUUGUGUCGGUUAAAACUAUUCGUAAAAAUAUAGAAGAUGCUGAAUUCGGUUUGAAUUCUUUACCUUUAAAACGGAUUGAAGAUCAGAUUGGGUAUCCAACAAGACUUAUUUUACCAAAAGGUCUAUCUCAAGGAUUACCUAUUCAAAUUUUUGUAUUUAUUGCGCCAUUUACUAAAGCCAGUGUUAGCAGUUCAUACUCAGCAAGUAAUGCAGAAUUCAAUUCUGCAAUUUUAUCACCUGGGUAUCCUCUAGACUUGAUGGUUGAAGAUAAACAACUAUUCGGAUUACCAAACGCAUUGAUCAAGUAUGUUACAAUUACUCAAAAAGGUGAUAGCAAAGUAGAAAACUAUGGAGGACCUGGUGUUACAAAGCAAUGGUAUGGUACAAACACAUAUGAUCCAUCAGCACGACCGAACUACUCUGCAAAUACCCGAAAAUCAUUUGAUUACAAUGCUAAGAAAGGGCCUUCCAAAACUGGCAUUGAUGACAAUGGGGUAAGUGAAUAUGAUAUUGCUCCUGAAGAUUCUGUGAAUUACCUUGAAGAGCCUUCAAAAGGAAGCUUUGUACCUAAGGCAUUAAAUGAGCACAAUGUUGCGACAGUUCGGUCCUUAAACUUUAUGAAAUUUGACACACCGUUAAACAACAAUGCAGAUAUAUCAAAAUUAGAUAAAAAGGACGAGAAUGUCAAACAAGUAGACAGUGAUAAAUAUACUACUGUAAAAAAUGAAGAAGUCGAUACAGAAGUGGUAGUACCAGAAAAGGCAAAUGUUGAACCUGAUAUUGAAAAUAAAGACCAGGAAAUAUUAACUAUGCCACGUCUGCUAAAGUCAUCGGCACAAUAUGACUAUGCAUCAAAGUCUAAAUAUAGGGAAUCGUUCGAUUACAAAGCAAAGAAAGCGCAAUUUGACAAGAAAGAUUAUACUUCAACAAGAGUAGAUUACAAAAAAUAUAACUCAUACAAGCCUCCAGUAGAAGAAAAAAACUUGAUUGCUACUACACCGGCGCCUGUAAUAGAUGAGGAUAUUGUUAAUGAUAAAGAUAUGGUUGAUGUACUAUCGGAUCAACCAUCAUAUCAACCAAAGAUUGAAGAUUAUGUAUCUAAGAGAACAGAACAAUAUGAUUACAAAGCUAAGAAAGCACAAUUUGAUAAAAAAGAUUAUUCAGCAAAAAGAGGAGAUUACAAAAAAUAUCACUCAUCGACGCUACCAGUCGAAGAAGAAAAUCUGAUUGCUACUACAUCAGCAGCUUUAAUAAAGGAUGAUUAUUUUAAUGAUGAAGAAAAUGUCGAUAUAUUGGUAAAGCCAUCGUAUCAACCAAAAAAUGCAGGCUAUGUAUCUAAAAGAAAAGAAAAUUAUGAUUAUAAAGCAAAGAAAGCGCAAUAUGAAAAGAAAGAUUAUUUAGCAAAAAAGACAACAAGAAAUAUGACUCAUUUAAACAAGAAGAAGAUCAUAUGGCUACUCCAAUAG
Molecule: messenger RNA, 3096 nt
Organism: Spodoptera littoralis (African cotton leafworm)
Lineage: Eukaryota; Metazoa; Arthropoda; Insecta; Lepidoptera; Noctuidae
Source: the annotation of a GenBank genome assembly